Oncorhynchus kisutch (coho salmon) is the source of this 2268-nucleotide messenger RNA. RefSeq names its product multiple coagulation factor deficiency 2, ER cargo receptor complex subunit (gene mcfd2). The record is from RefSeq and is a predicted model, not a curated record. Gene Ontology annotation, molecular function: calcium ion binding. Bases 142 to 600 code for a protein of 152 amino acids. The transcript has 4 exons. Lineage: Eukaryota; Metazoa; Chordata; Actinopteri; Salmoniformes; Salmonidae.
AGAAUUUAGCUGUCGUGUCCGUGAGUUGAAAGGUGACUACGGCUCACAGUAAUGCCCAAAAAGGUUGAAGAAAAUACAUGUAGUUAAUUUACAAGCGAACUAUUCCAAGUCUGUUUGUCAACUGUUACUGUACAGCCCAGAAUGGUGUUAAGAGUAAGUAGCAAGAGGAGUGUGGUGUGGGGCUGGCUACUCCUGGUCUCCUGCUUUCUGCUGUCUGUUCGUUCACAUGAGCAGGCAGCCCACGAACACCCACCGGAGAGUCACCGUCCUAACAUGCACCUGGACAAGAACAUGGUCCAUGACAGAGAACACAUCAUGGAGCAUCUGGAAGGUGUGAUUGACAAGCCGGAGUCGGAUAUGUCGCCGCAGGAGCUGCAGUUGCACUACUUUAAGAUGCACGACUAUGAUGGCAACAACUUACUGGAUGGGCUGGAGUUGGCCACAGCCAUCACCCAUGUGCACAAAGAGGAAAAAGGAGAGGAUAGCCAGCCUAUGAAAGAAGAGGACCUCACAAGCCUUAUAGAUGACGUUCUGAGGGACAAUGACAAAAACAACGACGGGUACAUAGACUACGCCGAGUUUGCCAGGUCCCUGGAGUAGAGGAGAGACGGUGCCUAACUAUUGGGGUCUGGCUCCGUGCACUGCACACCACCACACCACUUUCUCCACCACACCACGUUAAUUUACCUGAGCCGGUGUGCAUGUCUCACGCUCUCUGUGGGGCUAUCACUAUCCUUCAUCUGUCCAGACAGCAUCUAUACCAGAGGUGGGCAAACGUCUUGGCUUGAGGGCUACAUUGGGAUUUUUCGAAAAUCAACGGAGGGUCGCACAGAUUUUGUUUUGACCAAUUUUGUUGUUUGUCAAAACCUAUUUGCGGGUCAGAAAAAGGGCAGUCAUUUGAAACUAUUUAGGUCCGUUAUCAUUCCUACAUACUUUCUAUCUGGUUUCAGACGUUCAAGUGUGACCUGCACUUUUUAAGCCCUGUCCCCCAAAACAAAAUAAAAGGGUUUUACUCAAAACUCCUGUGGGCCAGAUUGAAAGGUUUGCCCAGCCCUGAUAUAUACAGUAGAUUAUUCAAUUAUUACUUUAAUUAUUAAACUGCCAAUUGUGUCUACUGUAUGCUAGCAACUAAACUAGUUCAGUCAUUUUAGAAUGAAAUUCUUGAGCAGGUAUUCACCUAAGCGCUGCUUUGCUGUAUAAAAUCCAGGGUUAUGGACCAAAGGUUUUGAUAUUUAUGCAUCCAAUCAAGUUAGGCCAUUCAUGACAACUGCCUGUGGUCCUUAACUUUAAGAGUGGCCUUUACUACUACUGCACCAUUCUUGUACUAUUUACUUAUAGUGGGAAUGUUACAGCCCGGAUGCAGUAUACUGUACCACAGAGUAUGUGGGAGUGUGGGAAUGGCAAAGCAGGUUUGGAGGAUUUGUCUGACGCUCAGAAACGAGCCAUGAACAGGGCUGCUUUCAGUUGGAACAAAAUGGAAGACUGUGUUUAGAAACGGAGGCGGUAAUACCUGGGCUAAGUCCUACUGCUCGUUCUUGUUUUCAAAAACGCUUUCUCCCAUUUGUUUGAACCGAAUGUGACUCAGGUAACAUAAAAGCCACACUUGGUACGGGUUUGGUUCUGGUCAGACACAGUCAAUCACAAAUCAUUUUUCUGCUGAUCCACACGUACUUUACAUCCCUUACAUAGACUCUUACCCACCAACCUGAACGCACAAUUCCGCUUACAGCAGGGCUGAUACUUGAGAUGAACAAAAUCUGAAUUUUAAUACAGAACAUGUGUUGUGCAGCGCAUUGUGAUUUCUUCAUCACUGGAUUCACUUUGACUUAUAGCACAGUGAGACCUCUGGGUGACAGCAAUACUGAAGGGUUAACUUAAUUGUACAGAUGUGCUAUAAGUAGAAUGCAGGGUUAUGUUGCUAUAAAUGCCAUUGAAGUAAUGAUGUUACAUUAUGUGUCGUUAGACCACACUUGAUUCUUUCCAAAUGAGCUCCAUUGCUGUCAAACAGUUACAGAUCAUUAGGUUACCAGGUCUUUAUGCUAUAAGGUCCAGGUCUAUAUUCAACCCAUUUAUAAUACUUCCAAAUGAAUACUGAAACUUUAUUUGUUACAAAAGAGUUCUAAUUUCAUCAUUCAGUGACGGUUGUUCGAUGAAUACAGGUUACUUGAAUAGAAAUGUGUUAUUAAAAUCUAUAAAAUUACAAGAGUAGUAGACACAUGCAACUGUGUUGUCUUUGCAAUAUGCUGCAAUAAACAAAUAUAUAUAUGA